Macadamia integrifolia is the source of this 1072-nucleotide messenger RNA. RefSeq names its product protein SIEVE ELEMENT OCCLUSION B-like. Gene Ontology annotation, biological process: phloem development. NCBI's taxonomy places the organism in Eukaryota, Viridiplantae, Streptophyta, Magnoliopsida, Proteales, Proteaceae. The record is from RefSeq and is a predicted model, not a curated record. The transcript is spliced from 3 exons. Bases 158 to 1072 code for a protein of 304 amino acids.
AAAGUGCGGUACUGUGACAUCGAAGCAGCUAAGAAAUUUCUCUUUUUCCUUUGUUUUUCAAACAACCUCAUCAGGGCUUUGUUGAAUGGUGUAAAGCCUUGAGACGAACAUUGGAGGCCCCGACCCUCAAUCCCUAUUCCUUUGGUGUGAAGUAAGAAUGGCCGAAGCACACCCGUUCUGGUUCUCUCUCUCCCAAGAGCAAAUCGUUUUGGGGAAAGUAAUUUAUUCCAUCGCAGAAAAUGGUGGAAAAUCUUUGUCAUCUGAGGAUUUUGGAAUCAUAAAGCAUAUCAUCUCCCCUGAGGAUUUCCAAAUCCUAAGACGAAAUUUUGGUGUGACGAGGAUAUUUUAUAAUGGCGAUGACAAGAAUUUACCAUUUUCAUUGAUGCAGUUUUUUUCGGACAUCCCCAGCAUAAUCGAUGUUGAAGGAGAUCGAUUGUCUCGAGAGUAUAAGUAUGAAGACUUGUUGGGAUUCAUAGAGAAUAUCUUCCACCAUGCACACUUCAACGACAAAUCGGCUUCUCAAGAAAAUUUGCGAGUGUCAAAUGAGAAAAUUAAUCAGGACCUAAGAUCAAUUGAAGGACUUCAAAUUGAUAGUAACAUCCAACGAACUAUAUAUGAGCUUUAUUGGAAGAUGAUAUCAGGAUGUGCAUGUGGUGUGGAUGAUGCACAUGAAGUGACAGUAGCCUUGCUUGAUUCACUACAUGAUUACUCUUGGGCAGCUCAAGUAGUGUUGCUGGUGGCUGCAUUUGCAAUCAGCUUUGGCGAGUUUUGGCAAACCGUGGAACCACCCUCGACUACAGAAGAAGAUCAUCAAUCACGAUCAAUAUGUCUACUUAAGCGACCUCAUUGUCUGAUGCAAGUAACUGAUUCCAUGAAGUCUGGCCUUGAAUCUAUAAAGACUUUGGUGGAAAGAAUUUGGGAAUUGACCAAAUGGCUUGUUGAAUUUGAAAAGGAAUUCGCUACCAGUUGGUAUGCUACAUAUAGAAAGAGUAACGCUGCUAUUGAAUAUCCAGAAGUACUUGUUAUUGGGUACCAGGUUGUGUAUAGUGUUGUUGUAGAAACGCAACCAUAA